This is a messenger RNA of Dictyostelium purpureum, 393 nucleotides long. RefSeq lists its product as uncharacterized. The transcript has a single exon. Gene Ontology annotation, biological process: sexual reproduction. NCBI's taxonomy places the organism in Eukaryota, Evosea, Eumycetozoa, Dictyosteliales, Dictyosteliaceae. The record is from RefSeq and is a predicted model, not a curated record. The annotation marks the transcript as partial.
AUGGAUAAAAAUACUGUUAAAUAUACCAUCACCUUAGAUUCAUACCCAUUUGCUAGCAUAUUAAACAGCCUUCAAUUAAAUGUCAAUGCUUCAAUCGAUAUUGCAGAUUCAAAAUGUAAAUUAAAUAGUAUUAAAUUAAACGAAGACAAUUGUGUAGAAUGGAUUAAAUUACGUUCAGAUGACAAAUCAAUUUUUGGUAAAUUCAUCCAACAUGCUCUCGUUGAUUAUCGUUCAAUUAAUAUUCAAAACAAAUUAGUUGUCGAACCAACUAUAGAAAAUCAACAUGCUGUUAUUGGUAUUCAAAUCCCAUAUUAUUAUAAAAAUGCAGUAUUAGAUCCAGAUUUCUCUGUACUCAUCGAUGUUGAUGAUUUAUCCAAAAAUAAAGGGUCAUCU